AUGCAAGCCAUGGACAUGUCGAAGCAGCCCGAAGUGAAGUGGUUUUACCUCGGACCCGAUGAUAAUCCUUAUGGUAGCUUCAGCUCGAAGGAUAUGAUGCAAUGGGUUAAUUCCGGCUACUUCGGCGAUAACGUCCCAGUGCGAACGGAGAAUGACCAGCAUUUUUACCCUAUUGGUGAAUGGGUCCGUCUUUGCGGUGGAAAGUUGCCAUUCGGAUUGCCUAUUCACUCGUGGGAUGCGGUGGCUUCUCAAUUUACUCGACACCCGAUUUCAAUGCCCCCACCUCCAAUGCAUCCCGUCUUGCUUCCACCCGGACUCCCACCACCAAAUAUGACCGGCAUGCAUCCACAACGAUAUCCGGCAUACAUGCCGAUGCCACCAAAUGGAAUGCACUCGCCUGCCGCAAUUAUGCAACCAAUGGGAAUGGGUCCACACGGAAUGACUAUGCAGCAACACAUGGUUGCUCCGCUCAUCUCGCAGCCUCCAUCGGAGCCAAGAGACGGUCAUCACUCGACAAAUAGCCAGACACCCGAUUCGGAAGGAGAAGUGUUUGUUGACGGUCAGAAGCAAAACGUUCUUCUCGAGACGCAAAUCCUUAUGACUGAGAAGGUCUCUGUUGGAACUGAAACGAUGAAACCCCAAAUGUGCGAUGCUUCUACGUCAACCCUACCUUUAAUGCUCAACGCUAAGGAUGUUGCCCGUCUUCUUUCUGAGCUCUUCGGGCAAACUGUGCAUAUCACA
Molecule: messenger RNA, 741 nt
Organism: Mesorhabditis belari
Lineage: Eukaryota; Metazoa; Nematoda; Chromadorea; Rhabditida; Rhabditidae
Source: the annotation of a GenBank genome assembly